Messenger RNA from Ricinus communis (castor bean), 1972 nucleotides. RefSeq names its product E3 ubiquitin protein ligase DRIP2. Gene Ontology annotation, molecular function: ubiquitin-protein transferase activity. The transcript has 8 exons. Lineage: Eukaryota; Viridiplantae; Streptophyta; Magnoliopsida; Malpighiales; Euphorbiaceae. Bases 467 to 1771 code for a protein of 434 amino acids. The record is from RefSeq and is a predicted model, not a curated record.
GACUGUGGGACCUCAGACUAUAUGUGCCGACCCAUUCUACGCAUCUCACCCUUUUGACUUUUCAUCAUAUUAAACACGUGAAAUUCACGUGCCUAAAGCUAAAAUACGCCGUCUAACCCACGCGUGCGCCGCAAACGACACCUGCAACCAGAAACGGUGAAAGGCAAAACCAAAAAAAAGAAUAGAAACAAAACACAAUGAGAAGUACGCAAAAUGUUCGGUGCGCAGGUUAAUCCCUUACACACAGCAGGUGUACUCUAUCCUCCAUCGCAUCCUCACAGAAAAUAAAAACUUACUCGGAGAAAGAAAAGGGCAAGAAAAUCUCGUGAUUUUUGUACAUGCAACAUGUGGGGUACGUGAAUAUACAUAUAUUAAGAUAAAUAUAUUAAAAAAGGAGGAGGAGGAGGAGGAGUGUGUUUUUAGUGUGCGUUAGUAGUAAGUGGUGGCGUUAGUGAAGAAGAAGAAGAUGACGACGACGAGGCAGGUGGUGAAGGUGGAAAGGGAGAAGCUAGAGACAUGCAUGACUUGUCCUCUUUGCAAUAAACUCUUUAGAGACGCUACUACCAUCUCUGAAUGUCUUCACACCUUUUGCAGAAAAUGCAUUUACAGGAAGAUAACUGAUGAAGAGUUCGAUAAUUGUCCAGUGUGUAACAUCGAUUUAGGGUGUUCUCCACUGGAGAAGCUCAGGGCAGACCAUAGUCUAGAAGAUCUGAAAACCAAAUUCUUCCCUUCCAAAAGACAGAAGGCUAAGGCUCCUGCAGUUAUGCCCUUGGUCCCGGAACCUGUUCCUUCAGUCUUAUUACCUGCCAGAAGAAAGGAGAUUUCUCUUUCUUCAUUGGUAGUCAGCACACCUAAAGUAUCAUCAAAGUCUGUUCUGCCUAGAAAACGAUUAAAAGCUAUUGCUAGGAAGAAUCCUGCUUUACGAGAAUCUAUUCUCAUUGAGGAAUCUAUUAAGAAACUGGAUAGGUUGCAUGAGAGUUUAAGCUCGCCUGAGACUAUAACCAAAAUUGCUCAAAGCAUAAGGCAGAAUUCAUCUCCUGACUCAUCUAAACAGCACAAGAAAGAAAAGGAUGCAGAGGAUAGUGCUGAGCCAUGUGAAAGCAAAGCUGAUUUGUGGAAACCCUUAAAUUUCCUGGUUGAAGUGGCAAACAAAUCAAAGCUUACUAAGUUAAAUCCACAAGAUACUCUAGUCCAAAUGCAGCUGCCUGAUCCUGCAGAGAAUGAACCUGAUGAAGUUGUUAAAAAUAAUGAUGAUCAUGGUAACAGAUCGAAAGCCAAUGGCAAUGCAAAUGAAUUGGUGCCAUCACCAUCAAAAAGUUCAGUUAAAACUAGAAAGUCGCAAGGCCUACGGCAAAGAAGAGCAGCUGAGUUGGAGGGGUCGACUGUUCCAGCAAAAGCUGUUACUGAUGCAAGCAGUAAAUGUUGUGGGGAAUUUAGUCCAAUUUGGUUCUCAUUAAUUGCCUCUAAUGAUCAGAAGGUAGAUGCACCAUUGCCACAGAUAACUUCAUGUUACUUGAGGGUCAAAGAUGGCAGUUUACCUGUUUCAUUUAUUAAAAAGUAUCUGGUGCAAAAACUGGGGCUCAAUAGCGAGGCUGAGGUAGAGAUCGGGCUACAAGGAAAGCCAGUGGUCUCAACACUGCCGCUGCAGAACAUAGUAGACUGGUGGUUGAAGAUGGCACCAACAUCUGAAAGAAUACAGACAACUGUUGGUAGCUCAGCUAAAGACUUUGUUAUGGUUUUAUCUUAUGGCCGAAAAGCUCAGCCUCCAUGAACUUGUUUCUACAGUGGUCUCAGUCACCUCUUUGAAGAAAUAAAGAAAUGAUCUGAGAGAACAGAAGUAUUCUUUCUUUCUUUUCUUUCCCAGAUUUCAGUUGCAUGUAGCAAGUCCAUAUUUUUUAACACUUCCUUGAUGCACAUAGUACGUAGGAUAAGUUUUUUUGCCAAAUAUAAUAUGGGUGAUCAUCUUGGAUUU